Molecule: messenger RNA, 2524 nt
Organism: Nicotiana attenuata
Lineage: Eukaryota; Viridiplantae; Streptophyta; Magnoliopsida; Solanales; Solanaceae
Product: serine/threonine-protein kinase tricorner-like
Exons: 14
Coding region: 514-2130 (538 amino acids)
Biological process (GO): peptidyl-serine phosphorylation; intracellular signal transduction
Molecular function (GO): ATP binding; protein serine/threonine kinase activity
Source: RefSeq, a predicted model, not a curated record
CAUUUGUUUUUUAAUAAGGGAGGAAAUUGGGUAUAAAUAUAGAAGGCGGGCAAAACAGGGGAGGGAAUCGAGGAUGGAGCAAUAGAGAGAAAAAGACUGACCCGUAGGAGCUUCCAAUCCACUUCCAACCAGCGAAAAUGCCGCUUUAACUCUCUCUCCCCCCUCUCUCUUUGUCUCUCUUUUAACUUUGUACAUACAAACUCAAAAAUUGAAUUUAUAUUCUUCUUUUUUUACUGAUUCCAUAUUUUAAUUAAUAUUAAAAUAAUCUGUACAUAACGAUCUUCUAUACCUCCAUCUUCCUGUCUUUUAUGCUAUAUGCAUUAUUAUAUAUAUUUAUCAUAUAUAUAGGUAUAUAUAUAGUAUCACCCCUGUUCGUUCAAUCGGAUUACAGUAUCUCUGCAGCAUAAAGAUUUGGUGGUUUCUGAAUUUGGGGGGAAUGAAUAGUGUCAGUUUACGACGAGUAUAUAGUUCCAGAGCUCCUAAUGUAUAACUUCUCAAGUUGAGCAAUAGUAGAUGGAUUCAGCUAGGAGUUGGUUCCAGAAGUUUCAACCACGAGAUCGUUUAAGGUCAUCGACCAAGAAGAAAGAUUCAACAAUGGGUAGUGGAAGAGAAGAUCCUCAGCCUAUGUCAGCUGAAGAGGCCUCCAAUGUUACGAAGCAGAGGGUCGCUGCAGCAAAGCAAUACAUUGAGAAUCAUUACAAGGAGCAAAUGAGAAAUUUGCAGGAGAGAAAGGAGCGUCGAAUGGUACUGGAAAAGAAGCUUGCGGAUGGUGAUGUCUCAGAGGAAGAUCAAAAUAAUCUACUGAAAUUUCAUGAAAAGAAGGAAACUGAAUACAUGCGUCUGCAAAGGCACAAAAUGGGUGCUGAUGAUUUUGAGUUAUUAACAAUGAUUGGGAAAGGUGCAUUCGGGGAGGUUAGAGUUUGUAGAGAAAAAACAACGGGUCAUGUAUAUGCGAUGAAAAAGCUUAAGAAAUCAGAAAUGCUUCGUAGAGGACAGGUUGAGCAUGUAAAAGCAGAAAGGAAUCUGCUCGCAGAGGUGGAUAGUAAUUGCAUUGUCAAACUGUAUUGUUCUUUCCAAGAUGAUGAGUUUCUAUAUCUCAUCAUGGAAUAUCUACCUGGUGGUGAUAUGAUGACUCUACUCAUGAGGAAGGAUACACUAACGGAAGAUGAAGCCAGAUUUUAUGUUGCUGAGACUGUUUUGGCUAUAGAAUCUAUCCAUGUACAUAACUAUAUACACAGAGACAUUAAGCCUGAUAACUUGCUGCUGGAUAAGUUUGGUCAUUUGAGACUAUCGGAUUUUGGACUUUGUAAGCCUUUAGACUGCAGCACCCUGGAAGAGAAGGAUUUCACGGUGGGUGAUAGUGUCCAUGGAGCUUCCCGGAAUGGGUCUUCAGCUCCCAAACGCACUCAGCAAGAACAGUUACAACACUGGCAGAAAAAUAGGCGGACGCUUGCAUAUUCUACAGUGGGAACACCAGACUAUAUAGCUCCUGAAGUCCUGCUGAAGAAAGGUUAUGGAAUGGAGUGUGACUGGUGGUCACUUGGUGCUAUUAUGUAUGAAAUGCUAGUGGGUUAUCCACCUUUCUAUUCUGAUGAUCCCAUGUCAACGUGUCGCAAGAUAGUAAACUGGAAAUCGCAUUUAAAGUUCCCAGAGGAAGCAAAGCUAUCUCCAGAAGCGAAGGAUCUCAUAAGCAAACUUCUUUGCAAUGUUACUCAGAGACUAGGUUCAAAUGGUGCUGAUGAAAUAAAGGUCCACCCGUGGUUUAAGGGAAUAGACUGGGACAGAAUCUAUCAUACGGAUGCUGCCUUCAUUCCUGAAGUUAAUGAUGAGUUGGACACCCAAAACUUUGAAAAGUUCGAAGAGUCCGAAUCUCAUUCUCAGAGUGCAUCAAGAUCUGGUCCUUGGAGGAAGAUGCUCUCAUCCAAGGACAUCAACUUUGUCGGUUACACAUACAAAAACUUUGAAAUCGUGAAUGAUUACCAAGUGCCUGGGAUGGCUGAACUGAAGAAGAAGAAUACCAAGCCAAAGAGACCAACAAUCAAAGCACUAUUCGAGGACGAGUCAGAAGGAUCAGAUACAACUAGUUCUCAGCAAUCCCAAGGAAGCUUUGUGAAUCUCUUGCCUCCAUGAUUUGAAGUUUGUGAGAAGCAGGACAAACUGAGGAUAAUUGCUGCUUUUCCACCCUGAGGUUUACUUUCAGUUAAUUUUUGAGAGCUCCUUGAAUCCGCUUGUAGCACCGAGUGAGUAUAGAGUUUUGGCAGUUGGUUAGUGGCUAUUUGAUCAGGGAUGUAAGUAUUUAGCCUGAUAUCAAGAACUAUGUUGGAUAUGAAACUACUGAUGAUAUUGUUAGAGUUUGCUUGUAACAGUCGUCUUUUGAUUAUUUACUCAUCUGAGAGAAAGACUUAGAGGUAAUAACUGACAUCUUUGAUUUGUAGCACUAUUAUUUCUUCACUUGUUUUAAAACAAGAGUGUAACAUAGAGCAAUGGCAUAUUCAAAUUUACUGUGUUCAGUUUGGGUGGUUAA